AUGUAUGUGAAUAACCAACUAACUGCUUACUGGUGGGCUCAAGGCAAGAUGUCAGAUCUGACAGAUCAGACCAGUGCAAGCAAUGGUACUAACGGAAUGAGUAGUGGCGCGGGGGUAGCCGACGGGACACCUCGACUCUCGCUCACUGAAAGUGCUUCUUCAAUACAAACUGGAUACUCUCCCUCAUCUUCAGGAGAAAACAACAACAACAGCAGCAGCAAUAAUAACAAGGAUUCAGAGAGAUCUAUAGGGAAAAGAAGAAAGAAGAAGGUGGACAUAGCCUGUGUGUAUUGUCGGAGGUCUCAUAUGAUUUGUGAUGAUUCUAGACCAUGUCAACGAUGUAUAAAGAGAGGCAUUGGCCAUCUUUGUUACGAUGAGCCAUCAAAUCCUAGACAGAGGAAGAAGGUUGCACAAUUGAAGAAACAACCAGAUACGCCUAACAACACGACAACGACAAUAACCAAUAACACUACUUCAUCAACUACCACAACUGGUCUAACACCCUUGACGGUACAACUGUCUCUGUUACCUCUUGGGUUGCAAACACCUUCAGUUCAAACACAAUCUCAAGCAGCACUUGGUUUAGGUGGAAGUAGUACUUUAGGUGGAAAUCAAAACCAACAAAUGAUGACAAAUAACAUGGGAGGACCUCGUGCUAGUAGUUCUGUAUUAUCUCAGACAAUGCAAUAUAACCAAGAACCAUUCUUUUAUUCGGAACAUGCUGGUAGUGAAUUUAGUUCACUUAAUGAUUUCUUAUCGAUGAUCGAUGAUCCAGAAUUAGUUAAUGGCGCUCUUGGAGACAAUGCUGCUUUACUUAACUUUGAAGCUGCUCGACCAAAUGAUAUGAAUGGCAGUCAGGGUAAGCCUCUUCACAAUAGCAUUUCCAAUACAAGUCUUGCAAAUAUUUUGUCGUUUUCUCCCAAUCCUAACAACUUUUCAUCAACGUUUGGAGGUGAAAACGUCACCUUCCAACAAAAUACUAAUCAAGAUAAUCUUAGUAAUAACUCCACCAAUGCUAACGGACCUUCCAAUAAUAAUAGCUUUCAAAAUGGUCCAGCAAUCAAUACUAAUGGGAAUAAUACAAAUGGCAUGCCAGGCACUAACAAUAACACCAAUAACUUUAACAACAAUAUCAAUACCAAUACCAACAAUGACAAUAAUUCUAACAAGAAUCCAAGUACACAGAAUGCAAAAGAUGAAACUCAUCAACCAGUGAUAUCUGAUUCUGCUAGAGAUAAAUUUUUUUUAACUGCUGCUGAUCCAACCACUGAAAUUUCGCCUGAAGAAAGAUUGAAACAAGUGAUUAAAGCCAAAUUGGAGGCUGGUCUUUUACAACCAUAUAACUACGCUAAAGGGUAUGCCAGAUUACAAACCUAUAUGGAUAAUUAUAUGAAUGCUUCAAGUAGACAAAGAAUUUUGAAGCCAUUAUCUGAAUUUAGACCUGCUUUCCGAGCUAUUGCCAGGACUUUGAAAGAUGUGGAUUUAGUUUUAGUGGAGGAAAGUUUUGAAAGAAUGCUUUUAGAUUACGAUAGAGUUUUCACAUCAAUGGCCAUUCCUGCUUGUCUUUGGAGACGUACAGGAGAGAUUUAUCGAGGUAAUAAAGAAUUUGCAUCAUUAGUUGGAGUGAUGACCGAUGAUUUGAAAGAUGGGAAAUUGGCUAUUUAUGAGCUUAUGAGUGAAGAAAGUGCGGUUAAUUUCUGGGAGAAAUAUGGAGCAAUUGCCUUUGAUAAAGGUCAAAAGGCAGUUCUCACCAGUUGUAAUUUAAGAACCAAAGAUGGCAUAAAACGGAAGAGUUGUUGUUUUAGUUUUACUAUCAGAAGAGAUCGAUACAACAUUCCAAGUUGUAUUGUUGGCAAUUUCAUACCCAUUGAUCCGUGA
Lizanozyma spartinae is the source of this 1878-nucleotide messenger RNA. RefSeq names its product Cwt1p (gene CWT1). The transcript has 2 exons. Gene Ontology annotation, cellular component: nucleus. Gene Ontology annotation, molecular function: DNA-binding transcription factor activity, RNA polymerase II-specific; zinc ion binding; RNA polymerase II transcription regulatory region sequence-specific DNA binding. Bases 1 to 1878 code for a protein of 625 amino acids. Gene Ontology annotation, biological process: regulation of DNA-templated transcription. The record is from RefSeq and is a predicted model, not a curated record. NCBI's taxonomy places the organism in Eukaryota, Fungi, Ascomycota, Pichiomycetes, Serinales, Debaryomycetaceae.